UUUGAUCCUGAAACUUCAUCCGGUUACGCUAAUGAACUGAUUUACCUGUGAAUUCUUGCAGUGAGUGGUUUUAAGUUAUCACGAAUUACUUAAAAGUGCGUGGAGAAAGAUAGUUCAACGCCAACAUUGAAGGUGUAAUUACUUAACACUUGCAACAUGGCUGCUGCGGGGACGGCAGUGAGAAAAGUUUAACACUGACGUGGGAGAAGUUUUAUGUGGAUGCUAGCUGGUACAUGAGUUGUUGUCCAGAUAAUAAACUCGUCAGCAGUCUGCUCCAGCCUGGCACCGCUUUCCCCGGACUUACAAACCAGUGGAUGAACCGUGUGAGAGCCUCCUCCUCCUCUGUAGUCACCGCCGACAGUCACUGCAGUGGACUUUGUGGGGAAACUGUGGUGUCUUUUUCUCCAUCGUAGGCUGUGGUGGUGGCGUUAAAGGACUUGUCGUCUGGCAGCGGCAGACUGUGUUUCGUGUUAAAAUGCAUUUUUCCAUACCCGAAACGGAGGUUCGUUCGGGAGAAAAUGGAUCAACCUAUGUGGCAUACAACAUCCAUGUCAAUGGUGUCCUGCACUGUCGGGUACGCUACAGUCAACUUCUUGGCCUCCAUGAACAGAUAAAGAAAGAAUAUGGCAGCAAUGUGGUGCCUGCCUUCCCUCCAAAGAAGAUCUUCACACUGACUCCUGCUGAGGUCGAACAGAGACGGGAACAGCUGGAGAAAUACAUGCAGGCUGUACGUCAGGAUCCCUUGCUCGGAGCCAGUGAGAUGUUCAACAGCUUCUUAAGGAAAGCACAGCAGGAGACGCAGCAGAUUCCCACAGAAGAUGUUGCUCUAGACAUCUGCCUCUCCAACGGUCAGAAGGUUACAGUCAACAUUCUGACCUCAGAUCAGACGGAGGAUGUCCUUGAUGCUGUUGCAACAAAGCUUGACCUUCCUGAUGACCUUGUUGGUUAUUUCAGUCUCUUCCUCGUUCGUGAGGGUGUGGACGGAGGUUUAACAUUUGUGCGGAAGCUGCAGGAGUUUGAGCUGCCUUAUGUAUCCAUUACCAGCUUGCGGAGCUCUGAAUUUCACAUACUCCUACGGAAAAGCUAUUGGGACAUGGCGUACGAUGGUGACGUGAUGGACAACAGAGUUGGCCUGAAUUUGCUAUACGCCCAGACAGUGUCUGACAUUGAGCGAGGCUGGAUACUCGUCAACAAAGACCAGCACAGGCAGCUCAAAUCACUGCAGGAGAAAGGCUCCAAGAAAGAGUUCAUCCAUCUCGGUCAGACGCUCAAAUAUUAUGGCUAUAUCAAGUUUGACCCAUGUAUUACCGACUUCCCAGAGAAGGGCUGCCAAGUCAUAGUCAGUGCCGGCAACAAUGAGCUCAACUUCCACGUCAAGCUGCCCAACGAGCAAAUGAAGGAGGGAAGCUUCAAGGUCACACGCAUGAGGUGCUGGCGAGUCACAUCCUCUCAAGUCCCCAUAGCCAACGGUACAACCAAUCCCUGCAGCUCAGCCAAGUGCGAGGUCAAGCUAGAGCUGGCCUUCGAGUAUCUGAUGAGCAAGGACCGCCUCCAGUGGGUCACCAUCACCAGUCAGCAGGCAAUCAUGAUGAGUAUCUGCCUUCAGUCUAUGGUGGAUGAAUUAAUGGUGAAGAAGUCAGGUGGCAGUAUAAAGAAGAUGCUGAGGAAAAGACACAACGGCUCCAUCCACCGAACGGAGAGUCAGCAAGCUGUGAAAUCUCCCCCUCUGCUGGACUCUCCCGACCCGAACCGUGAACAAAUCGUCAAACUCUCAACCAAGCUGAGCUCAGUGUCCCUCCGAGGGAUCAGCGCCUCCAACUCGGCAAACGACAUAAGUGGCAAUGAUUUCCACGGUAACUAUGCUUUCGAGGGAAUCGGGGACGAUGACCUGUAACCCCCCCCACCACCACCACCACCACCACCACCACCACCUUCAAUUCUCCCUCCUCCCCUCUUCAUUCCACUGUCAACAAAUGGGAUGACAAAGAUUAUGAGCUGAGCCGAGCCGUGCGGACCACACACUCGUCCCAUUCUGCAAGAUUGUAGCUUCUUCCUGGAGAAAUCGCUGCCUUAAGCUCUUUGACAGUGUCCUUUCUUUCAGACUCUUAAAAGCUCAUCUUGAUUUGUGUUCGAGUUACAAUCAUCAUAUUCAAUUGGAGUUUUGUCCCCACUUUAUUAAACUUGUAGCAACAUACAGUACAUGGCAUGUAGAGCUACAGGUACUCAAAUAGGGAAGCUUCCUGUAUGUUACUGACAAAUUCCUACUUCUUUGAUUCACACGCAUUACUGGGUCAUCGGCAGUAUGUGUGAAGCUCUAUAAUUUAGUUACAUUCUUGAGGUACAAAGGUAAAUUAAAAUAUUGUAAACUACACGAAGAAUACCUGAUGGCUGCAUGCUUCUUUCCAGCCAGAGCCAAAUGUUUAGUUAGACCUGGCACUAGUGAUAAUACAGCAGUCCUGGAUGUGGAUAGUUUUCCAGAGUGACCCAGAGUCCAGCGAAUGAGUUGAAAUUGAUCUCACAACUGUAGACUAUUCAGAGCACCUGCUUGCUUAUAUGGAUGAUCAAUGUUUGGCUUGGCUAUAUACCAAAAUGUCAUGUUUUUAUACUGUUAGUGAUCCUCUGUGUGCCAUGCUAUUCAUGUGCCAAGUCAGUAAAUAUCUCAGCAAAGAUAUCAGUGGUGUUUUCAGCUUACGUUUGAGGCACAGUCACUCAUACUGCCUUCAGAAAUAGUCUGAUGCCUUAACUUUUACUUUUUUUUUUCUUUUUUUUUUUUUCCCCCUCCUGGGCUACCUUGUCAUUCAUCGGGACAUGGGUUCAUACUUAAAGUAAACGUCAGUGUCCGCCGGUGUUACCUAGAAUCUUGCAGAACUUGAUAGAUGGUUGAUUUGGCCGCGCUGCUUGCACUUGCUGAACCGAUCAUUUUGCACAGUAUUACAGGUGGAGAUGAAUGUUUGAGUGGAAGCUUGAGCAUGACUUCAAACAUCUUGUGGAGAUUGUUUCCAAGGGGCUCUGUAAAUCCAUCUGUGAUUUUUUUUUUUUUUUUUAACCAAUUUUUUAAGGUUUCUCAUAAAUGCCAAAUUAUAGUUUACUAAAGCAUUUUGCACAAAAUAAACAUAAAAAAUUAUGACAAUGUCACUUUUUAUAUUAUGUACAUGCAAUUAAGUAUUCUGAACAUUUACUAAUAUCUUUAUCAUCAUAGCUUAUUGUAAUCAAAUAGAUCAAAUGUAAUCUAAGCUGUAUAGAACAAAAAGUUUAAAUGGACUAACAUUUAUCAUUGUUUACAUAAUGUUUAGGUGACUUUUUAGUUGAAAGGUAAUGUGUUUACAAAUUUUGCAUCUGAUCUUCUUUGUCUUGUUCGUUUCGGGCGAGUGAUGGUGGAGCAUUCUUAGGGGCUUCAGUUCAUUGUAAUUUGUACGUACAUUGUGCCAAUCAUCUCAGAGGAUUUCGCUGAAAAAGGUGCUUUGGUGAAGUGGCUAAUGUGAUCACAAUUGUGCUGGAGUGAGUUACAUUCAUGAAGGGCAGGCAACAAAAUGAACAUAUCCAUAUCAUGUUUUAUAAGACAUUUCAUUCUUUUUUUUUUCUUUUUUUUCUUUUUUUUUUAUUGCUGGUAGCUUCAGUUAUUUUGAAAAGUUGCCUCUCGGCGUGUUCUGAAGCCUCUAAAUGUAAAUCAAUGCCAACCUAUCAACAGCUUUACUCUCACUGGUAGCCACAACUGUAAACAAAAAUGUUCUCAAUAUAAAUGUCUUGUUAUUUCACUGCUGUGCUUCUUCUUUGUCUUCAGUUGUAUUUUUCUAGUAGAGGGAUGUGGACACCACCAGUCAUCUUUAUUUUCUCUAUUCCUGUCAAUACAAGUACAUGGAAGCUGCAAGGUCCUGGAUGUUAAUAAAUGUGUAGGUGCCAAAUCACAGGUUAAGUGCAUUAACGUCAGCAGUCACCAUUAAACUAAAUGUCAAAUUUCACGAAGAUUGCAUUGACUUGAUUCAUUCCACGACUUUUCAAUUUUGAUUUUAGUGGUAAGGUCAGUGACAACUGUCUGGUCUGUUUGUCAUGAUGCUAAAAUAAACUCUGAAAUUAGA
This is a messenger RNA of Seriola dumerili (greater amberjack), 4076 nucleotides long. RefSeq names its product sorting nexin 17 (gene snx17). The record is from RefSeq and is a predicted model, not a curated record. Gene Ontology annotation, cellular component: early endosome. NCBI's taxonomy places the organism in Eukaryota, Metazoa, Chordata, Actinopteri, Carangiformes, Carangidae. Gene Ontology annotation, molecular function: phosphatidylinositol binding. Gene Ontology annotation, biological process: intracellular protein transport; signal transduction. The coding region runs from base 476 to 1894 and encodes 472 amino acids. The transcript has 15 exons.